Molecule: messenger RNA, 351 nt
Organism: Dufourea novaeangliae
Lineage: Eukaryota; Metazoa; Arthropoda; Insecta; Hymenoptera; Halictidae
Exons: 3
Coding region: 112-351 (79 amino acids)
Source: RefSeq, a predicted model, not a curated record
UAUUUAUGUCAUUGAUCAAAAUGAAUGUUUCAAUGUUUUAUCUAAAAGGAAAACAGAAUUAGAUUACUCUUUAAAUAGAAGUAAUACAAAAUUUAUACAUAUUUUUAUAUAAUGGAUGACGAAACCUUAAAUAGACUUGCGGUUGAAGCUUUAUUGGAAGAAGCUAAAGUUGGAGCUAAAAGAGCUGAAAUAAUGGGUCCUAGUGGAUGGAUAAAACCAAAAGAAUCUAUUAAUAAACGAUUUCUUCAUUCUACUCUACGUAACGUUGUGCUUUCAAAUAAGUACCACAUAAAAAGAAAAGAAAAAACAAAAGAGAAACAAUUACAUGAACAAGAAAGUACUGUUAAAUAA